Messenger RNA from Anopheles coustani, 3451 nucleotides. It is a transcript of the gene unc-45, whose product is annotated as protein unc-45 homolog B. The record is from RefSeq and is a predicted model, not a curated record. Gene Ontology annotation, molecular function: Hsp90 protein binding. The transcript is spliced from 3 exons. Lineage: Eukaryota; Metazoa; Arthropoda; Insecta; Diptera; Culicidae. Bases 336 to 3188 code for a protein of 950 amino acids.
AUCUGUUUCUCAAUACGAAUUUGUAUGGCUUUCCCUGGCUAUACUAGUUAGAUUAAUAAAAUUGUAAUCUGUGUUAGAAAGAACGCUUAAAGCACGACGGUACCAGCGACAUUAGAGGGAAUUCUUUCGACGGAUUGCACGAAUGCACGUUGUUUCGUGGCUGCGAGAAAGUUGGAGAACAAUCUAGAACGGGCACAGGAAUUUUAUAAAAGGCAACCCGGUGUGAACUUGCACGAGAUUAUUUGAAAGGACAGUGAUCGAACAAGAAGUGUCUAAAGAGAGUUCUAGUUACGUUACUGAAUUUGUUAGCUGUGUGAAAGAAAUAGUUACCGAAUAUGGUUGCAACGGAGGGAACUGUUCCGGCAGACGUCGAUGAAGCGACGGCCUUCAAAGAACGUGGCAAUGCCGAGUUCAAGGAGGACUGCUGGGAGGCAGCGAUCAAGUGGUACACGAAAGCGAUCGCCGUCGGCGAGAAGCACAAGGAUUUGCCGGUAUUCUACAAGAACCGUGCCGCCGCCUAUCUGAAGCAGGAGAAGUACGAAAAUGCCCACAAGGAUUGUACGGUGUCGUUGGAGCACUGCCCGAACGAUCCGAAAGCACUGUUCCGUCGCUUCCAAGCACUGGAAGCGUUGGAGCGCUUUGAGGAGGCGUACAAGGAUCUACGCACGAUCCACACGCACGAUCCCAAUAAUAAAACGAUCAAACCACACCUCGAACGGCUCCAUUCGAUCGUGCAGGAACGGGCAAGACAGCGAGCGCAGACGUCGAACAAGGUGACACAGAUGUUCGAGAUUGCCUUCGACAUCGGUGCAGCUAAGGAUAAGCGGGAGCAAGCGAUGGGUAAUAUCGUUGUGUUGUCGCGAGAGCAGGCCGGGGUGGAGGUGAUGAUGAAGGAAGGAUUGAUAACGCGCAUCGGGAAGUUGUUGAAGGUGGAGAAAAAUAACGAAAUUAUCACUAACGCCAUCCGGGCCGUAGACGGAGUGUGUGUCAAAAGUCCCGAGCGCACGAAGCAGGUAAUCAACGAACUGGGCAUCCCGUGGUUCCUGCAGAUGCUGGACUGUAACGUGGAAGAGCGGGUGGCGGCAUCGCAGCACUGCAUGCAGACAGUGCUCAACUCCAUCUCCGGUAUGGAGAACAAAGAAGACUCGAAACCGAUUGAUGCGUUGGUGAAAGAAAACAAUCAUAUCAUCGAAACGCUCUUGACGUGUCUGCUCUACUCCGUGACCGAUCGGACAAUCACGGGUAUGGCUCGAGACUCCAUCAUGGAGUUGCUGAUUCGUAACGUUCACUGGAAGACACUGAACUGGGCGGAACGGUUGGUCGAACUGAAGGGUCUGCUGCGCCUGAUGGAUGUAUGUUCGGAGCUGGAGGAGUACAAGUACGAGAGUGCGAUGAAUAUUACACCCUCCUCGCGCACGAUCGCCGCCGUUUGUCUGUCGCGUAUCUACGAAAACAUGUACUACGAUGCGGCACGUGAACGGUUCACUGAGCAGAUUGCAGAGUUCGUGAAAGACAAACUGUUGACACCCGAUCAUGAAUCGAAGGUGCGCGUCACGGUGGCAAUCACUUCGCUACUGUUGGGACCGCUGGAUGCUGGUAAUACCAUCAUUUCUCGGGAGGGUGUCCUGCAGAUGAUUCUCGUCAUGGCGCAGUCGGAUAACUUACUUGAACAGAAGGUUGCCUGUGAAUGUCUGAUUGCGGCCGCUUCCAAGAAGGACAAGGCAAAAGGUCUCGUGCAAACCGGUGCAGAAAUUUUGAAAAAACUAUACACUUCGAAGAACGAGGAAAUUCGCGUCCGCGCACUGGUCGGUCUGUGCAAGAUUGGCAGUUCCGGUGGACUGGACGCCUCAAUCCGCCCGUUUGCUGACGGAUCGACCAAGAAGCUGGCCGAAGCUUGCCGCCGAUUUUUGGUGAAACCGGGAAAGGAUAAGGACAUCCGCAAGUUUGCCGCCGAAGGUCUCGCCUACCUUACGCUCGAUGCGGAAGUGAAAGAGAAACUGGUUGAAGAUCGUCCGGCCAUCCAGGGAUUGAUCGAGCUGGCAAAAACUGGUGACCAGUCGGCACUGUACGGUGUCGUGACUACGUUGGUCAAUCUAGUGAACGCGUACGACAAGCAGGAAAUGGUACCGGAGCUGGUCGAGCUGGCCAAGUUCGCCAAACAUCACAUCCCGGAAGAGCACGAGCUGGACGAUCCGGACUUUGUGAGUGCGCGAAUCAUCGUGCUGGCGAACGAGGGCGUAACGUCUGGUUUGGUGGCGUUGUGCAAAACGGAAAGCGACAACUCGAAGGAAAUGAUUGCGCGCGUCUUCAAUGCGCUCUGUAGCGAGCAGGAGGUACGUGGCAAGGUGGUGCAACAGGGUGGCGUAAAGGUACUGCUUCCGCUGUCACUUAAUUGCACAGCGAAUGGCAAGCGGCAUGCAACUCAGGCUCUGUCGCGCAUCGGUAUAACCAUCAAUCCGGAGGUGGCCUUUCCGGGACAGCGUAAUCUGGAGGUGAUUCGGCCGUUUAUGAAUCAGCUGCAUCCUGAUUACACGUCGCUGGAAAACUUCGAGGCGUUGAUGGCGCUGUGUAAUUUGGCCGCGAUGAACGAGUCGACCCGGCAGCGCAUCCUUAAGGAGCAAGGUAUGAACAGAAUCGAAGAGUACAUGACCGAGGAGCAUCCGAUGCUUCGUAGGGCCGCCACACAGGUCCUGUGCAACAUGGUGCAGUCGCCGGACGUUAUCGAACGGCUGGAGAAACCGAACGAUCGUGUCAAGCUGUUAGCGCUACUUUGCGAAGAGGAGGACGAAGAUACGGCGCUGGCGGCAUCCGGUGCACUCGCCUACGUGACGGCCGUUUCGGAGCGCUGUUGUGAGAAGAUGUUCGAAGCCUCGUCGUGGUUGGAAAUUUUCCACACCCUCUUAGCGAACCCGAGCCCCGGCGUGCAACAUCGGGGCAUGGUGAUCAUACGGAACAUCAUCAAGACGAGCCAGACGCUAGCGUCUCGGUUGUUCGAUACCGACAUUCUGCAGAUGCUGUACGGUGUCACGCAGCUGAAUGACGAGCGACGCGCACCUGCUAUUGAGUUAGCACGGGAAUGUUUGAAGCUGGCCGAAGAGUAUCGCCUGAUUCAGGAAAACGCUGAUGCCGAUCUAGCACCGGAUGUUUUCAAGCAGCAGGAGGCAACGAUGGAGGAGAUCGACAACUGAACACAAGAAGGGGGCGCGGUUGAAGAAACUAAAGUGCAUUACAAUCGAUUUUUGAUUACAUAUUUAUAUCACACUGAUUCAAACGUUCUAUUUUCCGUACCAAAUGGGAGGGAAAUACACGCAGCGUAUACUCUCGUUACGAGAGUGGAUCGUACUUAUUAAAAUGGUUAGGAGAGAGGUUGAGUUUAAAUAAGUUUUUCGAGUGUCAAGACCCUUCAGAUUUUUCGAUUGACAAUAUAACAUUUUAAAAUAAAGUUUUCCAA